CCUCAGUAUUUCAUUCUCCAAUAUAUAUAUAUAUAUCUCCAUUCUAAAAAACUGUUGUUUCAUAAUGUCCAAGGCAUCGAAAAGCUUUACGCGUUUGAUUAAUCCUGGCGUGAUCCUUGGUCCGGAACUGGGCCAUAAAAUAAAUACGUUUGAGGCGAUGAAUGCCGAACGAUCAGAUAUAGAUGGCGAACUAUCCCGUCUGAGAAAAGAACAGGAAGAGGCUGAGGACAGCCUGGCGGAGGCUCUGGCUGAGGACGAAUUGCAAUAUAAACUGCGACCAAGGCAAAUGACAGGACCCAACGAGGAGGAGCUGCAGGAGAUCCUGAGGCGACACCUCAGCGGCAUUAUCAAUAAGCUGACAUCCAAGUACGAGCGUAUUUUGUACUUGGAUGCCGAUAUUAGGAAACUGAAACAGACAAUUGAGAAAGAAAUUGCAGCGGCAAAUCAAGAAUCGGCGGCUGCAGCGGCUUCUAUGGAAUGAAUAUUUUAUUUUAAAA
This is a messenger RNA of Drosophila bipectinata, 497 nucleotides long. RefSeq lists its product as uncharacterized. The record is from RefSeq and is a predicted model, not a curated record. NCBI's taxonomy places the organism in Eukaryota, Metazoa, Arthropoda, Insecta, Diptera, Drosophilidae.